Molecule: messenger RNA, 876 nt
Organism: Ramularia collo-cygni
Lineage: Eukaryota; Fungi; Ascomycota; Dothideomycetes; Mycosphaerellales; Mycosphaerellaceae
Product: probable proteasome subunit alpha type-3
Exons: 3
Coding region: 1-876 (291 amino acids)
Biological process (GO): ubiquitin-dependent protein catabolic process
Cellular component (GO): nucleus; proteasome core complex, alpha-subunit complex; proteasome core complex
Source: RefSeq, a predicted model, not a curated record
AUGACGUCGAUAGGGACGGGCUACGAUCUCUCCAACUCGGUCUUUUCCCCCGAUGGACGCAACUUUCAGGUGGAAUAUGCAGUCAAAGCAGUGGAGAACGGUGGCACGGCGAUUGGCAUUCGGUGCAAGGAUGGCGUCGUGCUCGCCCUGGAGAAGUUGGUGUCCAGCAAGCUGCUGAAGAAGGAUGCGAACAAGCGGAUAGCCACCAUCGACCGGCAUAUGGGGGUGGUCCAUUCUGGACUCCUACCCGAUGGUCGCCACUUUGUUUCCCGCGCGCGCGAUGAGGCUUCCAGCUGGCGCAGCACCUACAAAGCACCCAUCCCCGUCUCCUCCCUCGCCAACCGCAUGGGCGCUUACGUACAAGCCUACACCCUCUACUCAUCAGUCCGACCGUUUGGUAUUACUGGUAUCGUCGGUGGCUGGGACGCCGAGGUGGAGGUGGAUGUUGAUGGCGCGGUCGGUAGUGGGCCCAAGUCGGGCUCGGGCGGCAAGACCAAGGGUGUCAAGGAAGGAGGACCAUACCUCUACAUGGUCGAGCCAUCGGGACUGUACUGGGGAUACUACGCGGCAGCAACGGGCAAGGGACGACAGUCAGCCAAGUCAGAGUUGGAGAAGCUCAAUUUGGACCCCAAGGACGACAAGUGCUUGACUUUGGAGGAGGGUGUCAARGAGGCCGCGCGCAUCAUCUACGUUGCGCACGAGGACAGCAAGGACAAGGAUUUCGAGCUGGAAUUGACAUGGAUCAGCGCCGUCAGUGGGCCGACAAAGGGCAGGCAUGAGGAGGUGCCCAAGGCGUUACGGGAGGAGGCCGAGCGUCUUGCAAAGGCCUCUCUGGAGCCCGAGGAUGAUGAAGAAGAGGGCAAGAUGGAGGAGUAG